CUUUGAAAUGCAGCAACAGCUGGGCAGACUUGUGCUACAUUUCAAAGCAGAAGGGCCCUUAUAAACUAAUUGAAUAGUAAAUGGAAAUUCCAUUGGCUGUUUGAUUAGUUGAUUAAUCUAAUUACAACAUCCCGCCUUCCAACCAGCUUCUUACAGUCACUUUGUUGUAGACCCCUAUAAUCUGUUUUUUGGUUUGUUGAUGAGUUUAUGAAUUGCUUUAUAAAGUGCAGUAAAGUAAGUGAAAGAGUCCAAAAUCCUUUUUAUUGUUCACUACAACUAUUGUAAAAGUUGAUUCUUUUUUUAAGGUAGUAUGCUUUGAUUCUAAUAAUUAAUUUAGAGGGAAGCAGUAUUCCUUGACAAAUAAUUAACAUCAAGAACUUAGAAGAAAACUGAAGAUUCUGACACGACCAAGUGGACUUUCAGUGGACAAUUCUAAGUUAGAUGGACCUUUGUUACAGAUUUUAUUUAUGAACAAUGUUAUUUCAAAGCAGUAUCAUCAAGAAAUUGAGGAUUUUAUUUCUAGUUUAGUUCAAAAAUAUGAGGAACAACAGAGAGCUGAAUCAGAAAGGACUCACUUCAAUGUUAAGCCUCAGCCAUCCAGUAUUCUGUUGGAAGAGGACCAUAAAGUGGCCAGCUCUAAUACAAUAAAAAAAAUUAAGGAAGCUUUCAGUGUUGUAGGAAGUGUUCUGUAUUUUACCAAUUUUUGUCUUGAUAAACUGGGACAACCUAUAUUAAAUGAAAAUCCACAGCUGACAGAAGGAUGGGAAAUACCCAAAUACCAGCAAGUUUUCAGCCAAAUUGUUUCUAUGGAUGGGCAAGAAAUACAAGUAAAGGCAAAAAGGCCAAAACCUCAUUGUUUCAAUUGUGGUUCUGAAGACCAUCAAAUGAAAGAUUGUCCAAAGCCACGGAAUGCUACCCUUAUAAGUGAGAGAAGAAGAGAGUUCAUGGAAGCCUGUGGUGAAGCAAGUAACCAGAACUUUCAGCAGCGUUAUCAUGCAGAGGAAGUAGAAGAGAGGUUUGGAAAGUUUAAACCAGGAAUAAUAAGUGAAGAACUUCAAGAUGCACUUGGUGUAACAGAUAAGAGUCUUCCUCCAUUUAUAUAUCGCAUGCGCCAGCUGGGUUACCCUCCAGGUUGGCUCAAAGAGGCUGAACUGGAGGAUUCAGGACUUGCACUUUAUGAUGGAAAAGAUGCUAUUGGUGGUGAAACAGAGGAUGAAAGAUCAUAUCAACAAAACAAAUGUGUCACUUAUGAUGUCUCUAAGUUAAUAAACUAUCCAGGCUUUAAUAUGUCUACUCCAAGUGGGAUCUCAGAUGAAUGGAGGAUAUUUGGUUCCAUACCCAUGCAGCCAUCUCAUCAGAAGGAUGUUUUUGCUAGCUACCUUUCUAAUUUUCAGGCGCCAAGUCCAAAAUCUAUCAAUAAAAGGUCUGCAUAUGAGUCAAGUUCUCACAAUUCAAAGAAGCUAAAAGGAGACAAUUCUGCUGUAUCAAUAACUGAUAUGGACAUGGAUUCUGAUUUGGAUAUGCCUCAUAGCUCUCUAGCCUGUGACAGUUUUCAGUUCCAACCUCCGCUUCCACCUGGAUCUCCAUUAAUUGCAACUCCACCCCCAUUGCCUCGAGGAACUCCUCCAUGUACUCCACCAAACUUUGCAUCCCCUCAGCCUCCAGCACCAACUGCCUCUCUUCGCAGGAGUACUCCUGCAUCAACUCCUUCCAGUGAUUCUGCUCAGCCAAGAGUGGGGGAUUCAGCCAUGGAUGAAGAUACUUUAACCUUAGAAGAGCUUGAGGAGCAGCAGCGAUUGAUUUGGGCUGCACUUGAGCAAGCAGACAGUACAAACAGUGACUCUGAUAUACCUGCUGAUACACCUUUAACUGGAAACUCGGUUACAUCAUCACCAUCUAGAACUGAACCGGACGUUAUUCCAGAAAGAAGAACAUCUGAGAAGCUGGCUGGAAUGAAAAUUGGGGUUUCAGAAACUAGCGUGCAGUUAUCCAGAACUGAGCAUUCCAAAAGUGGCACUAAUUCAGGGGAUGUGUUGCUUGAUCUAAAGGAAGAUGGCACUGAUCAUGUGGAUUCUGAAGGCAUGCUGGAGAACAGUAUUACAGGCUCAAAAUGUGAUGUUAACAAUGGAGGAAAUGAAGAUAUUACUCAUGUGCUCACCAGUGCUGAAUCAUCUACAAAAAUUUCAAAUCCUGGGAUGGGAAUGGAAGAUAAAUUUGUGGAUAUUAAGACAAAAGGAAAGAAAGAUAAAUGCAGCAAACAGUGA
Molecule: messenger RNA, 2264 nt
Organism: Pelodiscus sinensis (Chinese soft-shelled turtle)
Lineage: Eukaryota; Metazoa; Chordata; Testudines; Trionychidae
Source: RefSeq, a predicted model, not a curated record